Molecule: messenger RNA, 1518 nt
Organism: Spinacia oleracea (spinach)
Lineage: Eukaryota; Viridiplantae; Streptophyta; Magnoliopsida; Caryophyllales; Amaranthaceae
Product: 60S ribosomal protein L4-like
Exons: 2
Coding region: 86-1306 (406 amino acids)
Biological process (GO): translation
Cellular component (GO): ribosome
Molecular function (GO): structural constituent of ribosome
Source: RefSeq, a predicted model, not a curated record
UCAGUCCCCCUCUCAUUUGACAAAACCCUAAAUCCCUCAUUUCUUCUUCCGCCUCUCCCUUCUCCAUUUCCACUCUCCUCCAACAAUGGCUUCCGCCGCCGCCCGCCCUCUGGUGUCGGUCCAGGUUGUCGAAUCCGACAUGUCCACCGACUCAACCCCCACAUCUCACCUUCCCGACGUCAUGAAAGCCCCAAUCCGCCCUGACGUCGUCACUGAAGUCCAUUCCCUCAUGUCUAAAAACUCCCGUCAAGCCUACGCCGUCUCCAAGAAGGCCGGUCACCAGACCUCCGCCGAGUCCUGGGGUACCGGACGGGCCGUUUCUCGUAUCCCCCGUGUUCCCGGUGGUGGUACUCACCGUGCCGGACAGGGAGCUUUCGGAAACAUGUGUCGUGGUGGUCGCAUGUUCGCUCCUACCAAGAUCUGGAGAAGGUGGCACAGGAAGAUUAAUGUUAACCAGAAGAGGUACGCCGUCGUCUCCGCCAUUGCCGCAACCGCGAUCCCUGCCUUGGUUCUCGCACGCGGUCACAAGAUUGAGACAGUUCCCGAGCUUCCUCUUGUCGUUUCCGACUCAAUUGAAAGCGUGGAGAAGACCUCUGCUGCUUUGAAGGUAUUGAAGUCUAUCGGAGCUCUUCCCGAUGUUGAGAAGGCGAAGGACUCCAUUGCUAUUCGUGCUGGUAAGGGUAAGAUGAGGAACAGGAGGUACAUUUCUCGCAAGGGUCCACUCAUCGUCUACGCAACUGAAGGUGCUAAGCUUGUGAAGGCAUUCAGGAAUCUUCCUGGUGUCGAAAUCUGCCAUGUUGACAGGCUCAACUUGUUGAAGCUUGCUCCAGGAGGUCAUUUGGGUAGGUUUGUUAUCUGGACCAAGGGUGCUUUUGACAAGCUUGAUUCAAUUUACGGGUCGUUUGACAAGGCUUCUGAGAAGAAGAACAAGUACUUGCUACCUAGGGCGAAGAUGUUGAAUGGUGAUCUUGCUAGGAUUAUCAACUCUGAUGAGAUUCAGUCUGUGGUUAGGCCUAUUAAGAAGGAUUAUGUUAGGGCUCCAUUGAAGAAGAACCCAUUGAAGAAUCUGAAUGUUAUGUUGAAGUUGAACCCAUAUGCCAAGACCGCUAAGAGGAUGGCUAUGUUGGCUGAGAAGGAGAGGGCUGCUUCCAAGGAGAGCAAGAUCCAGAAGAAGAGGAAGGUUCUAUCAAAGGAGGAGCUUACCGCCAUCAAAGCCUCCGGAAGGUCUUUCUACAAGACGAUGAUAUCAGAUUCAGACUACACAGAGUUUGAGAACUUCACUAAGUGGCUUGGAGUUUCACAGUAAUUUUGUCUUUUUUAGAUCAAGUUUUGUUAGACAUAUUUAAGCUUCAAUCAUCUGUGUUUUGGAUUUCGAAGACAUUAGACUUGAAAAUUAUAAGCUGUCGUUUCAAUUUUGUGCCUGUAGCCCUUGUAGUUGAAAGGCUGUUUACUGAUAUUUUACCUUCUCUCUGGUAUUUGCUGCACUAGUUUUAUUGUCUCUCUGAAAUUUGCUGCUCA